GGGCAGUGGGUGCUGGGGUCGGUGGGUGCCAGGGGAGGUUGGUGCUGGGUUGAUGGGUGCCGGGGCUGGUGGGUGCUGGAGUCUGUGAGUGCUGGCGGAGGUGGGUGCCGGGUUGGUAGGUGCCAGGGCAGAUGGGUGCUGGGUCGGUGGGUUCCGGGGUUGGUGGGUGCUGGGGUUGGUGGGUGUGAUGUUAGUGGGUGCUGGGGUCGGUGGGUGCUGGGUCAGUGGGUGCUGGGUUCAUGGGUGUUGGGUCGGUGGGUGCCAGUGGAGGUGGGUGCCGGGGUUGGUGGGUGCCAGGGGCGGUGGGUGCCGGGUCGCUGUGUCCCAGGGUCGCUGGGUGCUGGGUGCAGUGGGUGCUGUGUCUCUGGGUGCUGUGUGUGGGUGCCGUGGUUCUGCCCCCCCCCGGGUGCUCUCAGCAGGGCCGGGUGCGGGCGGUGCCGUUGCCGGUCCCACAGCAGCACCCAGCGGCUGCGGCGGGGACACGGGGGGGGGGGCGCAGGGUGCAGGGGCCCAGGCGAGGCGCAAGGAAAGAAGGGGACGGGGGGGGGGGGGUUGGUGGGUGGGGGGGGAGGUGGGGGGGGAGCACCCUGGGGUGCCGGCACCCAGGCUCUCAGGGUGCCCCCCCGUCCCUCUGGCUGCUCGCAGGGCUGGGCUCCGCGUCCCCCCCGUGCCUGGGGGGCUCCUGCUGCCACCCCGAGGAGUUCCCCCCCCUGGCCGCUUUCCCCCACCCUCUGCUGACCCCCCCCCUACGAGACUGGGCCCCCUUCCCCAGCCACGUCCUGCACCCCCCCCGCCCCCCCCUGCCGCUGCUGCCCCCCCCACCCCAGCUGGGAGCCCCCAACCCAGGGGGGCUCCCCAAAACCGAACCCUUCCCGUUGGGUCCUCACUGCCCCCCCCCAAAAAAAACCUUCCCCGGGCUCCUCGGGGGCUCCGCCGUGACCGGGGGCCCCCCCCACGUGGAGAAGGAGGAUGAGGAUGAGGAGGAUGAAGAGGAGGAGGAGGAGGAGGAUGAAGGCCGGCACGGGGCGCCCACAGCCCGCAGCUGCCCACAGGGCAAAAAGGGGGGGUCCCCAGCCGGGGGGGGGGGACAACAAGCUCCCCUUCGCCCCCCAGCACCCAGCCGUGCCCCCCCAGCCCCCCAGCUGGGCUCUGCAGCCCCCCUAGGGUGGGCGGCCGGGGGGCAGAGCAGCAGCGAGGCCCCCGCGCCUACCCCCAUGACCCCCCCCCCAAAAAAAAAAAUACAAAAAAACCCCAAACUUUGCCCCCCGCAUGGCUCCCAAAUAAAGCGUUGUGCAGCGAGGGGCUCGGCGUCUCCCUGGAAGCCCCCCCCAAAAACCUCCGCACCCCAAACCAGGGACCCCCGGCUGCCAAAAAGGGGAUUUUUUGGGGAACAUGGAGAGUGCUUGCUCAGCAAGAUCGCAACCUGCAACGCAGAGGAAGACUACGGCCUUCAUCCUCACGACCACCAGGAGGUCUGA
Anas platyrhynchos (mallard) is the source of this 1478-nucleotide messenger RNA. The record is from RefSeq and is a predicted model, not a curated record. Lineage: Eukaryota; Metazoa; Chordata; Aves; Anseriformes; Anatidae.